Molecule: messenger RNA, 420 nt
Organism: Volvox carteri f. nagariensis
Lineage: Eukaryota; Viridiplantae; Chlorophyta; Chlorophyceae; Chlamydomonadales; Volvocaceae
Exons: 1
Coding region: 1-420 (139 amino acids)
Source: RefSeq, a predicted model, not a curated record
AUGAAUAACCUAUACGGAGAUUUGGCGCGCGUCAUGAUCAUUACAGCGUCGGGUGCGGAAGGCAUCUCUUUGAAGAACGUGCGGCAAGUGCACAUGCUGGAGAGUUUUUGGAACCACAACCGUCUUGAUCAGGUCAUAGGGCGUGCCGUGCGUGCAAAGUCGCACGUGGCGCUGCCGCCUGAAGAAAGACACGUGGACGUGUAUUUGUACCUGGUGAACCUCACAGACACACAGCGCCAUGACCGAGUUAUCAUGAGAGACGACAAGGGCCUGACAUCGGACCAAUUCGUUCACUCCAUCGCCCUGAAGGAAAAAACACUCACUGACCAGGUCCUUUCUGUCAUGAAGGCGGCGUCUGUCGACUGCAGACUCUACGACGAUUCCACAUCGUGCUUUGACUUGCCCAAAAAUCUGCCCUGA